Mycena citricolor is the source of this 2370-nucleotide messenger RNA. The record is from the annotation of a GenBank genome assembly. Lineage: Eukaryota; Fungi; Basidiomycota; Agaricomycetes; Agaricales; Mycenaceae.
ACGUGACCUCCGCUUAACGCCUGACUGCUCAUGAGGUGGAGACAGUAUUGGCCGGAAUCCGUUCUGCUAGCUUUCCUUCUAUCGUUCCAAGCUUCGAAAUGGAUUCGCAAUGCGACCGUGGCUGCUACACCAAUCACGCCGGGCUGGACCGCUGAGAGGAAACUUGCUGUUCGAGAGACGACGCGCGAGUUAUGGUAUCAUGGAUACAAGAACUACAUGGACUUUGCUUUCCCACUGGACGAAUUGACACCGCUAUCAUGUUCAGGUCAAGGCCCUAAUUGGGAGCAUCCUGAAGACAUCGCCGUCAAUGACGUGGCGGGCAAUUUCUCACUCACUCUUAUCGACGUUCUUGAUACGCUAGUGGUUCUCGACGAUCGACCAGGGUUUGAGCAGGCUGUGAAGAAUGUGAUUGAAUGGGUUUCAUUCGAUGUGAAUACGCGACCGCAAGUCUUCGAGACUAACAUUCGGGUCCUCGGAGGAUUGCUUUCGGGCCAUAUAUUCGCGAGUCGGGAAGGUCAUCCCUUCCAUCUGCAAUGGUACAAGGGUGAACUACUUGACAUGGCGCUCGAUCUCGCGGAGCGAUUGCUUCCGUCCUUCUCCACACCCACAGGGAUGCCGUAUGCGCGUGUAAAUCUCCGGCAUGGUGUUCUGAAGGGCGAAGGCAUCGACUCGUGUGAUGUCGAGUUCUUGGAUGUCUGGGACGACUCGUAUGCUGCAAUCAUGAGAUGGUCUCGGUCUGCUGAUGGAUUCUGGUAUCGACCAGUCAACAUCUACAGCGGCGAAUUAUCGUAUUACACCAUUGAUUCGCUGGCUGCCUUUUGGCCUGGCCUGCAAGGUAUAGAUCAAGAUCGUGAACGAAAUCAAUUACAAUCUGUGGCGGCAGUUCUCUGGCCUGCCGAAGUAUACGACUCCCACUUUAAACAAGCGACCUCCUUCCAGUACCCGCUGAGACCAGAAUUCAUCGAGUCAACCUGGUACCUCUACAGGGCUACGGGCGAUUCUUUCUAUCUCGAUGUCGGAGAACGAGUUCUGAAUGACAUUGUGGCGCGCAGCAAGGUGCCCUGUGGUCUCACAGGUAUCAAGGACCUGCGUGACAAUACCCGAGACGAUAGAAUGGAGUCUUUCGCUCUGUCUGAAACGCUCAAGUAUCUCUUCCUCCUCUUUGAUGAAGAUAACCCACUCCAUCACGACGACUCUCCCUGGGUCUUCACGACUGAAGGUCAUAUUCUGAUGCUAGACAAAGCACACGAAAAGCCCAUUUCGCCAAGCCGUCGCAAGAUGCGCAACAUUGAAAACCAUCAGUGCCCAGCUUAUAAACCACCGAAGAGGGCCGGUUUGACGAUGGGCAUCCUGUCGCGCGGCGACGUCGAUUACGCUCGCGAAUUGCUCGGGCAAUCAGACACAGACGACGUUCGCAAACACUGGUCACUGUAUGGCUGGUGCGAACGACCCAACGUCAAUCUGUUUGCAUAUGACUACGUUCUCUCGCCUCAUGGAAAAGUUAUUGCAGAAGAUCUAUCACCCUCCCGCCUGAAGCUCGACAUCCGAGAUGACGGCUUUAUCCUGCAUAAUGUCACAGGCGUUCGCAUUCACAUUGUGCAGAGACUGGACGGCAGAGGCUAUGAUGUUCGAAAAUUGGGCCAUUACGAUGUCAGAGCCGGACACCUGGUCUAUAUCAACGACACUACUAUAUUUGGUCACCCAGAUGGUACCAAGGACUCGGAUCAUGUUCGCCCCCUCGAUAUGCCCAUGCGAUUCCACAUCGAAUCUGCUAGCGAGCUUGGUACCGACAUCUAUACCGGGCAUCCUGAUCUGCUCGACACGGCGGAUGUGUUUGUCUCGGGUUAUACUGCCCUAUUCGGUGCUGUGCUGGCGUCUGGUGCGAGCUCUAAAGGCUUGCCGCUUCGAAUGGACUCGGAGGCCGGAUUGGCGGUGGCUCGGGACCCCAGUAACCACUAUGGCUGUGAGAUGUACGAUCAAGCCAUGCCCGAUGUCGUGGUUCUGGUGCAGAGAGGUGAAUGCACCUUCCUCGAAAAGUUGUUGAUGGCGAAAGCUGCUGGGGCCGCUGGAGUACUUGUCGUUAGCACCGAGCAGGUCGCUCUCAACCCGACCGCUGACCGGCUCGAACUAGAGAAGGCAGGCGAUUUGAGCGAUGUGGGUCUGCUCGUUCUACCCCCAGAUGUGGGCCUGCUGGUCUACAACAUGCUGGAUCGGACGGAGGAACGAGGAGGACAGGUUGUGCUCCAGCUCGACCCCGAACAACUCCCGCUGCUGCCGGAGCCAGCUGAGGCUCAGACUGCCGAGGCGGCAUCCCCGAAAAUUAUGUACCUCAACGGGCUGCCACUGUUGAACACUCGACUUUUAAUAUAG